This is a messenger RNA of Stylonychia lemnae, 759 nucleotides long. NCBI's taxonomy places the organism in Eukaryota, Ciliophora, Spirotrichea, Sporadotrichida, Oxytrichidae. The record is from the annotation of a GenBank genome assembly.
AUGUAAGCACCUAAAUGGGUUGAACGAAACUUGGACAUUGAAAAAUAUAGAGAAAGAUGCACUUAGGUUCAUACUCAGAAAUUAGAGGUGCUUCAAAAACCUGGUGAUGUCAAAAAAUUGGCUAAAACAGUUGAAGGAGAGCUAGAAAGAAUGAGAAAAGAAAAACUUAAGACUCAUGAAUUCCUUCAACAAGAAAAAAACAUUUUGAUUAACAGAGAUAAUCAAGUUCUACUAAAUAAACUUGUUGAAAUUUCGCAUGGCAAAUGGGUAAGUAAAAUUCAUAAGUUACAAAACCUAAAUUCAUUAAUGUAGUCAAGUAUUCAGCCUGCCCCAUAAAAACGGACUUAAGAAAUAACUACUUCUGGACCUAAAUCACUUAAUAUUGGUGUGAGAAAGAUUUAAAAUGAUAGAAUUGAAAGAGAAAAUUAGGCUUUCGCUAAGAGGUUAUUUGACAAGGCAGGAAGUUUAUCUAAAAAGAAGAUGGAUGAAGAAUACUACAAUCAUUUGAAGUAUAGGAAGCAAAUUCAAAAGAUUAAAAAGAAGAAGAUGCCUAAGGUUAAUGGCAGAACAGGAAUGUUACCUCCAAUUGAAAGUGGUUAAGUAUCAAAGAGAGUACAAUCAGUUGAAGUUGACCCAACGAGAGGUGCAGGAGCUUUGAAUCAAAUUGAUUCUUAAGAUGACGAUGGACAAUAUCAAGAGGUAAAUGUCAAAAGAGUCGAGGCUAAUAAAAGUGAAGACGGAGGAGACUCUAGAGAAUGA